Messenger RNA from Mus musculus (house mouse), 736 nucleotides. Its product is annotated as predicted gene 16500. Bases 1 to 489 code for a protein of 162 amino acids. Lineage: Eukaryota; Metazoa; Chordata; Mammalia; Rodentia; Muridae. The transcript is spliced from 2 exons. The record is from RefSeq and is a predicted model, not a curated record.
AUGGCUCUGGCCAAGACACAUGACACGGAUCAGGGAACAGAAUCAGUCAGGAAGCCUUCACAGUUGUCUAAGUCAACGUGCAAGGGGCUUUUGCACAGUGAGGCUGUGGGCGUGUUCAGAGUUGGUCGGAGAGCCACACGGCCUGGGGCUUCCUACCCAUUCCGCCUCCUCCCGGCGCUUCAGACACAAGACCGUUCAUUAAAGAGUUUGUGUUCGAGAGCUGGAAGUCUGUUACCCAAGAUGAUGAAUGCUGACAUGAAUGCAGUUGAUGCUGAAAAUCAAGUGGAACUGGAAGAAAAGACUCAACUUAUUAAUCAGGUUUUGGAACUCCAACACACACUUGAAGAUCUUUCUGCAAGAGUCGAUGCAGUUAAGGAAGAAAAUCUGAAGCUAAAGUCAGAAAAUCAAGUUCUUGGACAAUAUAUAGAAAACCUCAUGUCUGCUUCUAGUGUUUUUCAAACAAUUGAUACAAAAAGCAAGAGGAGAUAAAGGGUUCACCUCCCUCUCUUCUAUGGAUUGCUGCUUUUUUUUCUUCCCCCUUAAGGCUUGGAUAUGAUCCAAAAGUUAGAGUAUCUUUGUUCUUCCCUGAGUAUUUAUAAAGAGAAUGUCAGAUCUAGGUAACACUAAUGCUGAACAGGAGCAUCUCUGAGUUAACGCUAUAUGUAUACGUUAGUCUAUGAAAAUGUGCACAUGUAGAGACUUUAUAUUAGAAUUACAGAUAUUUAUGAAACUUGAA